Molecule: messenger RNA, 1091 nt
Organism: Stegodyphus dumicola
Lineage: Eukaryota; Metazoa; Arthropoda; Arachnida; Araneae; Eresidae
Product: hemicentin-2-like
Biological process (GO): cell-cell adhesion
Cellular component (GO): cell-cell junction; plasma membrane
Molecular function (GO): cell adhesion molecule binding
Source: RefSeq, a predicted model, not a curated record
AUGAAGGAGGGAUCGUAUCCUGUUCCAGGCUCCCUCCAGAUACACACACUUCGAGAAGCAGUGUCCAAGCUCCCUCCAGAUACACAUACGUCGAGAAGCAGUGUCCGGGCUGAAUCUCGUCUGUUUGGUCGGGAACAUGUGGUGUCUGGAAAAGUCGGCGAUUCCGUUGUUCUUCCUUGCGAGGUUGAUUCUCACAAUUGUGGCCGAAUUUAUGUAAUCACAUGGACCAAACACGUAGGUGAUGAAUGGCUCCGAGUUUACCUGUACAGUGAUACACAUUCUAAACCCAUGGGCUCUCUGGCUGGAAGAGCCCAUUUUAUGCUUCAUAAUAAUUCAAAUGCUGAAAUGCACUUGAGAUCUUUGAAUGUGUCGGACGAAGGUACUUAUAAGUGUGACGUUACGUAUGUUCACGGAAAAUGCCCUUCUCUCACUUUCACGAAACUCUACACAUUAAUGAAACCCAAACCUCCUGAAAUGUAUGUCGAUGGAUCUCCGGUGCAAAAUGCUUCUACACUUGGGCCAUACACAGAGGGUUCAACUUUCAUAUUGGACUGCAGGUCAACAGGCGGCAGACCACCUCCCCUUGUUACCCUCUGGAAUGGAACUAGAUCUCUGAUUGCGAAGAAUCAUGUUCAGACUGGAGAAGACGGUGCAAGUGACGUUAUCGCAACAGCCAGAUUUGUCCUAUCCAGAUGGGACUUGGAAUCCAAACUCGAGUGCCGCGUGCAGAGUAAUGCCACACUCGCACCAAUGGUCAAAUGGAUUAAAUUGGAUAUACAUGUCAAACCUGUAUCACUAAGGGUCCGUGGUCCAACGACACCUGUAGUCGCAGGCGAAAUGGUGUCGCUUACAUGCACUGUGGAGGGCUCGAGACCUGCUGCUGCUAUUACGUGGUUUAACAGAUCAAGAGAUAGAGCCACAGCCACCAGCUUCUCAGGAUCUGAUGAGUGACGCAACCUACCGCACAUCUUCCACGCUCGUUUUCAUUGCUUCUCGGCACGACCAUCUGGGAGAUUUCUGUUGCCAAGGCCUGAAUGAAGUACAGAAAAUACAACUGCAGCCUCCUCUCCUACAUGCAGUCACUCUAGACG